Mesocricetus auratus (golden hamster) is the source of this 1339-nucleotide messenger RNA. RefSeq names its product transcription factor E2F4-like. Lineage: Eukaryota; Metazoa; Chordata; Mammalia; Rodentia; Cricetidae. The record is from RefSeq and is a predicted model, not a curated record. Gene Ontology annotation, biological process: regulation of transcription by RNA polymerase II. Gene Ontology annotation, cellular component: RNA polymerase II transcription regulator complex. Gene Ontology annotation, molecular function: protein dimerization activity; RNA polymerase II cis-regulatory region sequence-specific DNA binding; DNA-binding transcription factor activity, RNA polymerase II-specific.
AUGGCGGAGGCCGGGCCACAGGCGCCGCCGCCCCCGGGCACUCCAAGCAGGCACGAGAAGAGUCUGGGACUUCUCACCACCAAGUUCGUGUCGCUUCUGCAGGAAGCCAAGGACGGUGUGCUUGACCUCAAGCUGGCAGCCGACACUCUAGCUGUGCGGCAGAAACGGCGGAUUUACGACAUCACCAACGUGUUGGAAGGUAUUGGUCUGAUCGAGAAAAAAUCCAAGAACAGCAUCCAGUGGAAGGGUGUGGGGCCAGGUUGCAAUACCCGGGAGAUUGCCGACAAGCUGAUUGAGCUCAAGGCAGAGAUCGAGGAGCUGCAGCAGCGGGAGCAAGAACUUGACCAGCACAAGGUGUGGGUGCAGCAGAGCAUCCGGAAUGUCACGGAGGACGUCCAGAACAGCUGUUUGGCCUACGUGACUCAUGAGGACAUCUGCAGGUGCUUUGCUGGAGACACCCUGCUUGCCAUCCGGGCCCCAUCGGGCACCAGUCUAGAGGUGCCCAUCCCAGAGGGUCUCAAUGGUCAAAAGAAGUACCAGAUCCACUUAAAGAGCAUGAGUGGUCCCAUCGAGGUGCUGCUAGUGAACAAGGAGGCGUGGAGUUCACCACCUGUGGCUGUGCCUGUCCCUCCUCCUGAGGAUCUGCUCCAGAGCCCACCUGCUGUUUCCACCCCUCCACCUCUGCCCAAGCCUGCCUUAUCUCAACCCCAAGAAGCCUCUCGUCCAUGCAGUCCCCAGCUAACUACCCCUGCUCCUGUCCUUGGCAGCCCUGAAGUCUCAGAGGUGGCAGGCCAGACAGCUGAGAUUGCAGUGAGUGGUGGCCCUGGAACUGAAAACAAGGAUGGUGGUGAGCUCAGCUCACUGCCACUGGGCCUGACAGCACUGGACACUCGGCCUCUGCAGUCUUCUGCCCUCCUGGACAGCAGCAGCAGCAGCAGCAGCAGUAGCAGCAGUAGCAGCAGCAUUUCAUCUGGACCCAACCCUUCUACCUCCUUUGAGCCCAUCAAGGCAGACCCCACUGGUGUUCUGGAUCUCCCCAAAGAGCUGUCAGAAAUCUUCGAUCCCACACGAGAGUGCAUGAGCUCCGAGCUGCUGGAGGAAUUGAUGUCUUCAGAAGUGUUUGCCCCCCUUCUCCGACUGUCUCCACCCCCGGGAGACCACGAUUACAUCUACAACCUGGAUGAGAGUGAAGGUGUCUGUGAUCUCUUUGAUGUUCCUGUUCUCAACCUCUGACCACAGGGACGUGUCCUGUGCAGCUGCAACCCAGACUGUCUGGAUUAGGAGCCAACUAGGGACUGCCCCCAACCCCCACUCCCACCCCCAGCUUGAGAGCCCUGAC